AUGCUUCCCAGAGUUCAGCUGCGUGCCGGGGCGUUAUCCCGGCCCCGGCCAGCCUAUUUUCCAGGCGAGGAAAUAUUUAACCGCGGCGUCAGCGGGCAGGGCAGGCCUGCAGGAAUGGAGAGAAGCGGGCAGCACUCAUUCCCUGCUGUCCCCCCGGGCCAGCCUCAGGGUGACCAUCUCCAGCUCCUGCUGCGCCGCAGCCAGGAGGCCAAAAACUGCGCCUAUUGCCCCUACAGCCGGUUCCCGGUGGGAGCUGCACUGCUCACCGCCGGCGGGGAGAUCUUCUCGGGGUGCAACGUGGAGAACGCCUGCUACAGCCUGGGGAUGUGCGCCGAGCGUGGUGCCAUCCAAAAAGCCAUCUCUGAGGGGCACACCAGCUUCAAGGCCAUGGCCAUCGCCAGUGACAUGGGGGACCACUUCAUCACACCCUGUGGCGCCUGCAGACAAGUGAUGAGAGAGUUUGGCACAGACUGGGAUGUCUACCUGACCAAAGCAGAUGGCACCUACAUUGUCAAGAGGCUGGAGGAGCUGCUGCCACUCUCCUUUGGCCCUGAGGACCUGAAGAAGGUCUGAGCAGCGUGGCCACCAUCAGCAUUUGCCCUUAGGCACAGGGGACAUUGGUUUUCCCCGAUUUUCUCAGCUUGUAAGCAGCUUUUUGGGAGCAACACAGUGGGAAAUCUGUUUAUACUG
Pyrgilauda ruficollis (rufous-necked snowfinch) is the source of this 690-nucleotide messenger RNA. It is a transcript of the gene CDA, whose product is annotated as cytidine deaminase. Lineage: Eukaryota; Metazoa; Chordata; Aves; Passeriformes; Passeridae. Gene Ontology annotation, cellular component: cytosol. The record is from RefSeq and is a predicted model, not a curated record. Gene Ontology annotation, molecular function: zinc ion binding; cytidine deaminase activity.